This is a messenger RNA of Lithohypha guttulata, 975 nucleotides long. It is a transcript of the gene SPO7, whose product is annotated as Nem1-Spo7 phosphatase regulatory subunit. Bases 1 to 975 code for a protein of 324 amino acids. Lineage: Eukaryota; Fungi; Ascomycota; Eurotiomycetes; Chaetothyriales; Trichomeriaceae. Gene Ontology annotation, biological process: nuclear envelope organization. Gene Ontology annotation, cellular component: Nem1-Spo7 phosphatase complex; membrane. The record is from RefSeq and is a predicted model, not a curated record. Gene Ontology annotation, molecular function: protein phosphatase regulator activity; phosphoprotein phosphatase activity. The transcript is spliced from 2 exons.
AUGGCAACUGAAUCAUCUCUCAAUCAAAUUGUAAAAGGCGCAUCACCACCAGGUACCCAAGUUCCUGCGCCAACUCCCCUCCCACCCCUCGCAAAGGCUUCGGCAGACACAGUCGACGCACUCAUCAACCAGGACGAUGAUCCGAUCGUUCCACCUCCUGCAACAAGAACAGCGCGGCAAUGGGUUCCGACCAUAGUAUCAACCUCACCUGCUGGGCACACGGAUAAUCUUCCUUCGUCCCCUCCGCAGAUAUAUCUCAACCUGUUAAUCCUCGAAUCCUCUCUACGCGCCCAGUAUCUAUCCUUACUUGCUCGAAGACGCCUGAACACGUUCUUCCUGGCUCUGCUCCUGGUCUGGAACAUCACCUUUAGCUAUUUUCUCUUCCUGCGCCCACGAGAGGAUGGUUCAGGAAAACUCGGUGGCUCGCCGUAUUGGGUGGUCGAAGCUUCUAUGCGUCUCGGUUUCAUCGCUGGUAUUGUGGCAGCACUACUCAUAAAAGCUACAGGACAAUGGGAAACUGGUGUGCGAUGGCCACGGAAAUGGCUCAGCGUGACUAAUCGAGGUUUGCGAGGCUUCAAUCUACGUGUCGUUGUCGUAAGAAGAGGUCUUUGGAAAGAGAGCAUAAGCUACGUCAGGGCGCUUGCACCUUUUGGUGGCAUUGCAGAUGGUAGUGGUGAUUGGCAUCUGGUCGAGACUCCACCUACACCUGGUGAAAUUGAACAAGGAAAGACCCAAGGUACUAUUGUAGAAGAGGACCUCUGCGCAUCCGGUGACCACCUCCUACUCCUACUACUUCCGAAGAACUUCUCCUCCGAGUUUCGAGAAAAUUGGGAGACAUAUAGAUCCGAGUACUGGGAACGCGAAAACGUACGUCGGGCUGGUCUACGAAAGAAAGUGGCUGCACACAAGCGCAACAAAGCAAGAGAAGUCGGCGGCUGGAAAUGGUGGACAGAAGAAAGAGUGGUGGAGAUUUAG